Molecule: messenger RNA, 2423 nt
Organism: Tribolium castaneum (red flour beetle)
Lineage: Eukaryota; Metazoa; Arthropoda; Insecta; Coleoptera; Tenebrionidae
Gene: Alg12
Product: Alg12 alpha-1,6-mannosyltransferase
Exons: 8
Coding region: 143-2377 (744 amino acids)
Biological process (GO): protein N-linked glycosylation
Cellular component (GO): endoplasmic reticulum membrane
Molecular function (GO): alpha-1,6-mannosyltransferase activity
Source: RefSeq, a predicted model, not a curated record
AAACCCAGCACAAUGAUCCCAGUUCCGGACCGAAGAGAUAAAAUAAAUUUAGCUUAUUUACGUCAGCUCAUUUGAAAUUGUAGGUUAGGUGAAUCUAUUUUCGUCCAAAAUUCAAGAAUGUAGAUAAAAAUUAGCCCCCGAAAUGGUGCAAAUAAUGCUAAUUAUCGCCGCCGCCCAUUUGGUAUACUGCCCAUUUACCAAAGUGGAGGAAAGCUUCAAUUUACAGGCCAUGCACGAUAUUUUGUACCACAAGUGGAACCUGUCUCAGUACGACCAUUUGGAGUUCCCCGGAGUGGUGCCGCGGACGUUCAUCGGCCCCUUGUUCAUUUCGAUUUUGGUGGCCCCCAUAGUCUCGCUUUUGCAGUUGUUCGAAAUUAACAAAUUUUGGGCGCAAUAUAUCGUGCGGUUUGCUUUGGGGGGCUGCGUUAUCGCCGCUUUCCACGUCCUGUCCCGCACUUUGGCCAAGAUUUUCGGGCCGAAGUGGCAGCUGUGGUUCAUGGCAGUGACGGUGACCCAGAGCCACUUUAUGUUUUACUUGAGCCGGCCCUUGCCCAACAUUUUCGCACUGCCGCUGGUGCUCCUUGCGUUGAAUAGUUGGCUCAAAGGCGACAGCAAACAAUUUAUUUUGCUUUCGGGGGCCGCUAUUAUCAUAUUCAGGGCCGAACUGGCCCUCUUCCUCGGCCUACUCCUACUGUACGAUUUGAUCAAUAAACGAAUCACUUUGAAACGGUUUUUCCAAGUGGCGCUUCCGGCCGGUGUCGCAUUCUUGCUACUUUCGGUCGUUGUUGACUCGAUUUUUUGGAACAGGCCGCUGUGGCCGGAAGGAGAAGUGUUAUGGUACAACACCGUCCUGAACAAGAGCUCAAAUUGGGGCACAUCGCCGUUUUUCUGGUAUUUUUACUCGGCGAUUCCGCGAGGAAUGGCAACUUCAGUAUUUCUAAUCCCACUGGGAUUGUAUUUCGACGAACGUGUCCGAAAAUUAUGUGUUCCCACGCUUUUAUUCGUUUUCUUAUUCUCGUUUUUGCCCCACAAAGAACUCAGAUUCAUUAUCUACGUUUUCCCGUUCCUCAACGCCACAGCAGCGACGGCUUGCCACCGAAUAUGGGAAAAUCGGAACAAGAGCCCCAUUUACCACUUGUUAUCGCUGGGCGUUUGCGGCCAUUUGGCCGUGAACGUGUUUUUCACUUUGUUUCUAUUGAGCAUUUCUGGGACGAAUUAUCCGGGAGGGACCGCAAUUUCGCACUUGCAUCGACUUGCCAAAGACGAAGCCAAUGUUUCGGUUCAUAUCGCAAAUCUAGCGGCACAAACCGGUGUCUCACGUUUUACGCAAAUCAAUCCGAAUUGGACUUAUAGCAAAGUUGAGGGUGUUAUGGCUGGGGCCCCCGAAAUGUACGAGUAUACGCAUUUAAUUGCCGAAGCCAGAAGUAAAUUUUCGCCAAAUUUGAAACCUUAUGCUUCCACACACGACAUUAUUGAUACAAUCGAGGCGUUUCAUCAAUUGUCCUUUAAUUAUCUUACAAUUCCCCCGAUUAAAAUUAAGACAAGGCCUGUCUUGUUUAUAUUGAAGCGAAGGGAGAAUUAUCGCGAGUUUUUGCAAAUGAGGAAUUACGAUUUUGAGGACGGAAUGCUUGAAGAAACAAUAAUUGAAGACGAGAGUCAAGAAGAGGAAAAAAUUCAAGAAGCUGAAUCGGAACAAAACGUGACAAUUGACGAAGUCAUUGUGCCCAAAAACGAAGAAACAAAUGUGACAAACACAACCAGCUUCGAAGAUGUGAAAAACGAGACCAAAUCAGAAGUGGUAAAGAAACAAUCAAAGCCAAUAAACGUGACGAAAAAAUUGAAGCCGGUUGAGGACAAGCCCCUCAACAGCACCGAAGAAAGACAGACUGUGCGGCGAAACAUCAAAAAAUUGAUUCAGAAGUACAGGAGGAAAAAGGAAAGUGACGGCGAACUCGAGUCGAAGCCCAAAGACACGAUCAAGAAAAUCAUCGAAGAAGAGAAAAUGAAGCAAGCGGAGGAAGAAUUGAGCAAAAUCCAGCAACAGAUCUUCGAUAUUAUCGAAACGAACCCAAACAUCAUCAACAAGAAGUUGAUUAAGCAGCGAUUGCGCGAAACAAUCACUAGCGAAUUUAUGAACGUGAAAAAACUGAAGAGAGUCAAGGCGAAGCCGAGGCAAGUGGACGACAGUGCUGUAGAUUUCUACGAACCGCCACAAGACGAAGUCAAAGAACCAACCCCCGAAAUUGAAGAUGAAGAAAAAUUGAACCAAAUGUCGGAACGGUUUCUGGAGGCGAGCAAGAAAAUUGCCGAUAUUAUGACAAUCAUUGAUGAAAUUGUUGACACGAUGGAGAUUUCGGAGGAUAGUGAGGAGGUUUGAAAUGUAAAGAAAUGUUUGUUUAAAUAAAUUUUAUUGUUGGAAUUUA